Bacidia gigantensis is the source of this 3246-nucleotide messenger RNA. RefSeq lists its product as uncharacterized. The transcript is spliced from 7 exons. Lineage: Eukaryota; Fungi; Ascomycota; Lecanoromycetes; Lecanorales; Ramalinaceae. Bases 1 to 3246 code for a protein of 1081 amino acids. The record is from RefSeq and is a predicted model, not a curated record.
AUGGCACAGCCUCUGGGCUCUUCUACUCAACCUACUGCCGCUACCCAGUCCCAGUCCAGCUCUCAAACAUCCCUGUCACGCUUUCGCGCAGGUCUUGAUGUGCUUGGCUUGACCUGGCCGACAUCUACGAUCGCUACGGCCGCUCAGCAGACACCCCAACAGGUGUCUCAACCAUUGACGCCGCCAGGAAACAAGGGAAGUGAUAUCAUCCGUAUUCUAGUCAACGACGCCAUGGGGACUACGCAGACCUUGAGUGACAUGAGCUUGCCUUUGAACGUGGAUCGUAUCAUUGACGUUGCGCCUGCUGCCAAUGCCUUCGGGCCUUGCAAUGUCCGGCUGGUGGGUGCCAAAUCCCCUUCACGUGCCUCUCAGCUCAUCAAUGCAGGUGCUUCGAGCAUUGCCACGAUUACCGAUCGCUUCGGUCGAUCAUCACUACUUGUCGGAUGCACUGCGGGUCUGCAAUUCUUCACCUGCAGCCAAGCUACAGAUCGCACCCAGACGGGCACACUUCUCACCUCGGACCCUCUGUUCUGUUCCCCAUCAAUAUUGAGGAUAGCGCAAGACCAAGACAGCGUCGUAAUCUGGUCACUCAGUGGCCAGAAGACUUUGGGAUAUACAGCAGUCAGCGCUAGCGCAAUGGGUUCUGGAACACCUUGCCCAGUCCUACCAAGUACCUCUUUCACUGGAUUCUCAGCAUGUGUCUCGAGUCCAAGCCCACAGUCAGGACCUGCAAUAUCUCAAACACUGAUUGCCAACGAUACGGUCGGCAAUCUCAGUCUCCUGCAACAAUUCAGUGACUCCAAGCUUUGGCGUUCCCAACCUUUCUAUGUUGCAGCCAGCGCAGACGUCAUGGCAGUGCCGAGUUACACAAUCACGAUUUCUACCACCACAGGUGUGGCAAACACUUCCACUUCUAACGGAAAUAUCAUCAUGUCCGCCUCAUCGUCUAACAAUGUGAUAUGUAAUGGCUCAGCUGCUACAUUGACUACCGCACCAACAGCCUACCCACUGGAUGAUGCUGGACAGCUUCACCUUAUUGUUGCCACAGACAGCAUAGCGGCUCAGACACUGACACUCUCAGGCCUCAAGGACGCCCAAGGCAAGGACCUCAGCGUGGGCACAACAUACGUCGACCCUAGUCGCAAGAUCAUAAAAGCACUUUCCCAAUUCCAGACGGGAGACGAUUUGACUGCUGCUUUGACGCAAAAGCUUCAUCCCCCUCUCGCACCAGGAGAUGUCCCAGACAAAGGCUUGCUUAAAGACGCUGCUGCUGGUAUUCAACAACUUAUUCUUGAUAAGAUCAAACUUGGGAUCGACAAAUUGGUUCAGCUCUUGGGCUAUGUUUUUGACUGGAACGCCAUAAUGACCCUCAAAAGAAACAUGAAAGAUAUAGUGAACAGUGCGUUAGAUUAUGGUGCGCAAGAGAUCAUGGCUGCCCAAUCGAAAGUCGACACCUUUUUCGACAUGCUGGAAAGCAGGCUGCCACAGAGUCAGACUGCUCUUGACCCUGCAUUCUCUGAUAAGCUCGCAGAGACGGGCGGGUCACCCGAUCCAAGUCUUGCUUCGGGCACAGCGUUGAAUUGGGCUGGAGAGCGUCUCAAAAGUGGUUCCAUCGCAGAUAAUCCAGCGCUCGAUGGCUUUGACAGUAUGUAUUCUCCCAUCGAGAAAGGUAUUGGUGGAACAGACGACAUAACCCAAAUGAUAGAAGAUUCAGUCUCUAUCAACACCGCCCAAUUUGAGGCUGUAUUCAGAGCCUUAGCUAAAGACGUUACGGAUUUAUUCCAGAGUCAGGACGCAGCGACCGCAAUCGAUGCGCUGAAGAAUCUCGGCAAAGAUCUCCUGUUUGAUGCCAUUGAGGGCAUGAGAUUCUUGGCAAAGGCUCUCCUGAAGAUUGUCGCGUCGAUAGUCCUUCUCAUCAAGAAGAUCGCCAACACCACAUUGAUCAAUGAAGGCGACGCGCCUAGUAUAUUGGACAUUGUCUGCUUCUUGAUUGCAGUGCCUGGGUCAGUUGCAUACAGGGCGGCGAACGUAGGCAACAUGCCCCCUGUAAUCAACGCAAAUGACAUGACCAAUUUUGCUUUCGAUCCGACUUCGAUAGGAGACACCACGCCCGCUGCAAAUGCACCAGACCAAGGUUCGGCGCAGCCUGCAGCGAAUAUCGCUUCCGCCGCUACCAUCGUGCCAUCGGCUCAAAGCUCGACGAUAUCUACCGGAACUCAAGACUCAGCAGAGCCUGUAGCGAACGCCAGUUUUGCCGCUAUCUUACCAGCAGCCCAAGGCUCGACUACAUCUCCAACAGCGCCUACGUCCAGCAAUGCGCCCCCUUCCUUUACAUUUCAGAACCCAAAACCCUACAAGUCAUCUGGUGGCAGCGAACUGUCGAAAUUCCACAUCAACCCCUCCGACAACCUCGCCCUAUUCGGGUCUCAAGUAGCAGGCAUGCCCUCGCAAGUCGCCGACGGCGCCAUCGUCGCCUACAAAUUCAUCACAGACAUCGACCCGAAACCCAGCGCGCUAACCGCCGUCAUCUCCGCGUGCAUGGCAGGCACGGGGCUGAUCAAAGGCGGCAUCAUCGCCUACACUGCGGGCAGCGCACUCAAACAAACGCCCGGGAGCAGCAACCCGGCCGGGGACAAAGGCGCGACGAAUCUCAAAGGCACCGCGAACUCCAUCCCGCCGGGCAAGAUGAAAUACCGGUACAUAGCGGUGGCGAUCCCGACCAUCGGCGCCAUCUUCAGCCUGCUGAAGCAAGACUUCGACGUUGCGGGGAGCCGGCCUAGGUGGUAUACGGCGUAUCUGACUCUGAUUAAUGGCUUGAUGGGGUUUCUGUGCAGCGCGAUCGGGAAGGGCCAGGUCGAUACUGAGGCGGAACAGGGCUUGCAAGCCAUCAAUGCCGUUAUCAACACUAUCAAUUUCGUCUUCUUUGCUUUCGCGUACGAUGAGGAGCUUAAGGCCGCCGCAGCUGAUUUGCCGAACGCGGGGGGAAGGGGGGAAGGGGGGAAGGGAAAGUACGAUCCCUCCGUCGCGAGCAAGUUGGGGAUCGGGGCUAUGUGCAUGAAUUAUGUGGGGCAGGAUUUUGGGACGGGCGCGUUUUAUGCGCUUAAGGAGGAGGAGUAUGAAGUUGCGGUGCCAUUGCUGGCGGGGCAGAUGAGCUGGAAUUUCGAGUGUACGGCUGUGGAGAUGUUUAGGUGGUGGGUGAUGUUUAAGGGGGGGUGUAUCCUACUAUUGCGAGGCCUUGGUGAGUGA